CGAGAAGGCUCAACACUAGAGGAUGCGCUGAGCGCCGAAGCGAUCGACGAAGACGAUGAUGAGGAGGAAAGAGAUCCAGAGGAAGUGGCGGCGCGACAUGAUGUACUUCGACGGAUCGGUUUAAAGACGAAACCCACAAAUGCGUUACGAAGGUAUUUGAAAAAAGUUGCUGCCGGGGCUGAACUAAACCCAUGGGUUCCUACAGUCUACACUGAGAAGGAUCUCAGAAAGAAAGUACGUCUACUUGUUAUCGCAAUGAUGGCUAAAGCAUGUGAAAGCGAAGGAGUGGAAGAGUGUAGCAUUGAUAAAUCACACGAAGCUGCUAUCAGAUUCAUUGAUCGUCUGAAUGAAGAGAUUGUUGAAUCGUUGAGUAUUCUUGGUAAUUUCUCGUCCGACCUCAUUCGAUGCGCAAGAAGCAAUUGUCAAAAGGCGUUUCUUCCGAAUCAUGUGGCUAACACACUGGUUUCGAGGCUAGAAGUCAAUUACACACACUGUCCGCAUACACUUGGAACCCAUGAUGAUGUCAAUUACCUCAUUUUGGAAGGUGGAAACUACAGUCAAAAGCUUGAAAUGCCGAAUUCUGUGGGAGCACCAAGCAAGCUCUUGUGCUUAUGCUACUUCCAUAAUGGAAUUUUCGAGUUCAUGUUUGAUAUCAUCCAUAUGAAGUGGAACAUCUACCACAACUGUUUAGUUCACGUCAAAGAGGUGCUGAAAAAUAAAAAGUUCGAAGUCAGUGACGAAGUUAUUGAAGAGCUUCCAUCAGAUGUGAUUAGGAGCUUGGUUCAUUUCUACAUGGCUCGGUGUUUGUGGGUAUUUGGUGACAAAGAACUGUGGAGCAAGAAUGGUUGUACUCUUUUCCAAGUUUUGUUCGGCAUGGACGGACAAGUAGCUUAA
Molecule: messenger RNA, 894 nt
Organism: Ostertagia ostertagi
Lineage: Eukaryota; Metazoa; Nematoda; Chromadorea; Rhabditida; Trichostrongylidae
Source: the annotation of a GenBank genome assembly